GUUACAUAUCCUCACACAAAACACUAGCCACGCCAUGUCAGAUUCCGAAGAAGAUGGCGGCGUGCCCCUGAUUGAGGCUGAGUUUGAUCCUACAUCGACAUCGAAGAAGCGGAAGCGGGAGGCAGAACCCGAGGCUGGCAAAGACAGCAAAAAGGCAGCCAAGAAGGCAAAGCGGAAAGAGAAGAAAAAGCUAAAGGUCAAGGAUAUCGAUGAAGAUGAUCUAGACCAAGAGCUGAGCGUAAACCAUGCUUUUGAGAGGAUGGACGGCCAGCUGCUUGCAGAUUAUGUCAAUUCACGAACACGACUAUAUGGCAAGGACCUGAGUAGUGUUGAGCUCGAGGACAAGUUCAUUGCUGCACGAACUGUUCAGGACAGCGUCAGUUGGACUGAGCCUCGCACAACCGAUAACCUCUCCGCUUUCUUGAAAGCGCAGUGCGGCAAAUUGGAAUCCACGCCUCCAAAACCAGCUGGAGCACCACAUACUAUCGUUGUCACAGCUUCUGGCAUCCGAGCCGCCGACAUAUGCAGAUCUCUCAAGUCUGGACUACCCAAGCAAGGUGUCAAAAACCCGAGUGUGGCCAAGCUGUUUGCGAAACACUUGAAGCUAGCCGAUCAGGUAGCACAUCUCAAGAAGACAAAAGUCGAUUAUGGAGUAGGAACACCUGACCGACUAUUUGCGUUGUUGGAAGAGAAGGCUCUGUCGACGGCGAAUCUCAAACGGGUGGUGAUUGAUGUGUCGUAUAUCGACCAGAAGAAGCGCGGCAUUCUCGACAUGAGGGAGCUUCACGAAUCGCUCAACAAGCUUCUUACGAGAAAAGUUUUUGUUAAUGAGAGGAAGGACGGCGGCGAUGGCAUUUUUCUGUUUUACUAGGUUGGAGGUGGUUUACGAAGAGGAUGGUGUGCUGCACAAUGAUACCCAAGAUAAAUUCGCAAUGAAACUACAAGCCGGCUUGAAGACGGCGUUGAUCAG
Molecule: messenger RNA, 970 nt
Organism: Dothidotthia symphoricarpi CBS 119687
Lineage: Eukaryota; Fungi; Ascomycota; Dothideomycetes; Pleosporales; Dothidotthiaceae
Exons: 3
Coding region: 35-871 (278 amino acids)
Cellular component (GO): 90S preribosome; nucleus
Source: RefSeq, a predicted model, not a curated record